ACUCCUUUUUUCCCCCGAAGCAAAGAAGAGGGGAAUAGAGAAAGAAAGAGCGAGAGAGAGAUAGAGAGAGAGAGAGAGUAGAACCCCUCCGGCGGGAAAACGGCCAAAAUUUAGCACCCACCCAAACCCUACCCUAGCGGUCCCCUCUCCAAUCGUAAAUUUUGAAACCCUAGCUCUCCUUCCCUCCCCAUUCUCCACCUCCCCCUCUCCGAUAUCCCCCAUGGCGCUCGCCAUUGGGGGGUUCGUCCAUGAGGAGGAGGAGGUGGACCACCCCAUGCGUUACCUCCCCCUCGGCCGCGUCUACUCCUCCACCGCCCCCUUCGCGAGCCCCUCCCGAUCGUCCAACGCCAUCGCCAGGAAGGUCAGGGCGCGGAGGCCCGACGCCGCGCUCGGAGGCAGAGACGGAGAUGGAGACGGAGACGGAGACGGAGGCGGCGGCGGCGGCGGCGGCAAUGGACGGGAUGAGGUUAAGGAGGAGGCGGGGGAGGAGAGCGGCUGCGAGAAGGAGCCGUUUGAUGUUGAUGAUUCAGGCCGUGGUGUUGCCGAGAAGCCCAUCUUGGUUUAUUACCGCCGGAGGAAGAAGAAGGCCUGCGUGGAAGUGCCUCCGCGGCCCGGAGGCAGUGGAGAUGGGGAGCAGGCUUGCGCCAAUUCAGUUGGGGAUGAUCCGGUUGUGAUCAGAAGGAAUGUGGCAAAUUAUGAGCUGCUGAGAUUGGGUGCCGGGUCGGGAUGCGCAAAUGGGGUCAGUUUGCGGAGAUUGCGGGGCAGCAGCGAGGUCAAAAGGAACAACAUUGCCGGAGUGAAGAGAAAGGAGCGCGGCGUGGUGAAGGGUUCUUUGUGGACGGGGAAGAAAUGGGUUGAAUUGGAAAUUGAAGGGGCCGAUCCUAAUGCAUUUGUUGGCCUCGCAUGCAAGGUUUUCUGGCCAAUGGAUGAUGACUGGUAUAAAGGUUCAGUGGUUGGUUACAAUGUAGCGACAAAACAGCACUGUGUAGAAUACAAUGAUGGUGAUACUGAGGUUAUAGUUCUCUCUGAUGAGAGGAUCAAAUUUCAUAUUACUUAUGAUGAAUUGCUGUGCUUAAAUUUGAAAUGUGGUGUCCCCAAUUUUGAGAAGAAAGGAUAUAAUGAAUUGCUGGCGCUGGCUGUUAGUUUGCGUGACUACCAAAAUUGUGAGCCGGGGGAUCUUAUUUGGGCAAAGCUUACAGGACAUGCUAUGUGGCCGGCUGUUGUUAUGGAUGAGUCAAAUGUUGGUGCGAGGGGGGUUUUGAAGCUAGCUCGGGUAGAUCAAUCAGUUCUUGUACAAUUUUUUGGAACGCAUGAUUUUGCAAGGAUUAGGUCGAAAUAUGCAAUUCCAUUUCUCAACGGUCUGCUUUCCUCUUUGCAUUUGAAGUGCAAGCAAGCACGGUUUUAUCGAAGCUUAGAUGAAGCAAAAAUGUAUCUCAGCACACAACAGCUUCCCAAGAACAUGCUGCAGCUGCAGAAAAGUAUAGGUUCAGAUGAAUGCAGGGUUAAAACUGGAGAUGAUGGAAUAGACUCUUGUGAUGAUACAUUGGAAGAUGAUUCAUUGCAGCAAACCUUGGAUUGUGUGCAAAUGCCUCCAAUCGAAAUGGGGAAUCUUCGUGUAACUUCUCUAGGUAAUUUGACCAAAAGAAACGAUCAUUUUCAUAACAAAAAGAACAUAUGACCUGAAGGUUAUACCGCUUUUAGGAAGUUUACAUCGAUAAAAGAUCCAAAUCUUCUAAUGUCGUAUAAGAUGGAAGUUCUAAGAAACCCCCAAUUGAAAACUCGGCCUAUGUUUAGAGUUACAACAGAAGAUGGAGAGCAGAUUGAUGGGUCUACUCCAAGUACUUGUUGGAAGGAGAUCUAUAGUAGAAUAAAGGAAACAAAGUGUAACAAUGUUCAUGCUGAAGUGGGAGGAAGAGAGGUUCAAAAAUCUGGCUCUUACAUGUUUGGCUUAUCAAAUCCGCAAAUAUGCCAACUUAUUCAGGAAUUGCCUAAUUCUAGGUUGUGUACGAAGUACUUUGAGAGUUGUGGAGAUCUUCCUGCUGGUUAUAGAGCUGUUCAUAUUAACUGGAAAGAUCUGGACAGAUGCAAUGUCUGUGACAUGGAUGAGGAGUAUGAAGACAAUCUAUUCCUGCAGUGCGAUAAAUGCUGCAUGAUGGUUCAUGCUAGAUGCUAUGGUGAACUUGAACCCUUGAAUGGGGUGCUCUGGCUUUGCAACCUGUGUCGGUCUGGGGCACCAAAAUCCCCCCCACGAUGUUCUCUUUGCCCUAUUAGUGGUGGUGCUAUGAAACCUACGACUGACGGGGGCUGGGCUCACCUGGCUUGCGCUAUUUGGAUUCCUGAAACUUGCUUGAUAGAUGUAAAACGAAUGGAGCCCAUUGAUGGGAUAAGCCGAAUCAGCAAGGAUCGGUGGAAACUUCUAUGCAGCAUUUGUGGGGUUUCUUAUGGGGCUUGCAUUCAGUGCUCUCAUCAUACCUGCCGUGUGGCUUAUCAUCCUCUCUGUGCGCGUGCUGCUGGUCUUUGUGUUGAGCCAGAAGAUGAUGACCAAAUCCGCCUUAUGUCUCUUGAUGAAGAUGAUGGCCAAUGUAUCCGUCUACUCUCUUUCUGCAAGAAGCAUAGGCAGCCGUCUAAUGAACGGCCUCCUGCCGAUGAGAGCCUCAUGAAACCUGCUAAAGUUGGUUCUAGUCAUACAUAUUCGUCAAACCCAUCUGGCUGUGCAAGAAGCGAACCUUAUAGUUAUAUCGGGAGGAGGGGUCAGAAGCAACCACAGGAUCUGGCUGCUGCAUCAUUAAAACGUUUGUUUGUCGAGAAUAGGCCUUAUCUAGUUGGUGGCUAUCGGCAAAAUAACGUUGGCUGUAGUUCUUCUACUAAUGAGUCUCUGCAUAAUAGUGGUUCGUCAGAUACUCCACAACAGGAGACAGGGAAUAUAUCUUCCAUGGCUGAGAAGUACAGAAACAUGAAGGCAACAUUUAGGAAGAGACUUGCGUUUGGAAAAUCAAGAAUUCAUGGAUUUGGUGUUUUUGCUAAGCUUGCACACAAGGCAGGUGACAUGGUUAUUGAAUAUAUAGGCGAACUUGUUAGGCCACAAAUAGCAGACAUAAGGGAAAAAUGCAUAUACAACUCUUUAGUGGGUGCCGGGACUUAUAUGUUUAGGAUAGACGAUGAGCGCGUCAUUGAUGCUACUAGAGCAGGAAGCAUAGCUCAUUUGAUCAACCACUCGUGCGAACCUAAUUGUUAUUCAAGAGUGAUAACUGUCAACGGUGAUGAGCAUAUUAUUAUAUUUGCGAAACGGGACAUUAACCAGUGGGAGGAGUUGACCUAUGAUUAUAGAUUUUUUUCUCUCGAUGAAGAGCUUUCAUGCUACUGUGGAUUCCCGAAAUGCCGGGGAGUCGUUAACGAUACUGAAGCAGAAGAACAAGAGGCCAAAAUUAGGGUGUGUCGAAGUGAUUUAGACCAUUGGAGAGGCGAAUAAGGGUUAGUAUAUGGAGCCAUCCUUUGCCUUAUGUAGAUUAUUUUACUUUUAUUAUUAUUAGUAGGUGUAUCUCUUGGAUGAAUAUCCAGGACAAUUUUGGACUCGGAGAUUUUUCAAUGUUCUGAUACUUUCAUAAACAUUUGGAUUUUCUGGAA
Molecule: messenger RNA, 3624 nt
Organism: Ananas comosus (pineapple)
Lineage: Eukaryota; Viridiplantae; Streptophyta; Magnoliopsida; Poales; Bromeliaceae
Product: histone-lysine N-methyltransferase TRX1-like
Exons: 24
Biological process (GO): regulation of transcription by RNA polymerase II
Cellular component (GO): nucleus; chromatin
Molecular function (GO): protein binding
Source: RefSeq, a predicted model, not a curated record